Molecule: messenger RNA, 1500 nt
Organism: Linum tenue
Lineage: Eukaryota; Viridiplantae; Streptophyta; Magnoliopsida; Malpighiales; Linaceae
Source: the annotation of a GenBank genome assembly
UUGUGUUUUGCUCGCCGGAUCGAACUCGAUCGAUCUCCGGUUAUAACCCAUUUUUCCAUUGUUGUUCAAAUGGCAGCUUAUGAGGGAUCUUUCACUUCUGCCCUUCUCUUGUUAUUACUUCUGCUCUUGUCUUCGUUUCGGCCUGCGCCGGGGAGACCGUUGACAGGUUACCCGGCGGUGUUCAACUUCGGCGACUCGAAUUCCGACACCGGUGGAUUGGUUGCCGGCGUUGCUUUCCCGGUCGGCCCACCCAACGGGGAAACGUACUUCCACGAGCCAUCUGGCCGUUUCAGCGACGGCCGACUCAUCGUUGAUUUCCUUAUGGACGCCAUGGAUUUGCCGUUUCUGAGCCCGUACCUGGACUCGGUCGGCGGCCCAAGCUUCAAAACGGGGUCCAACUUCGCCACGGGAGGGGCCACUAUUCUCCCAGCAAAUGCCGCUUCCAGAAAUCCGUUCUCGUUUGGGAUCCAGGUGGCUCAAUUCUCCAGGUUCAAGGCUCGAGUCCUGGAUUUGCUAGCAACAGGUAACAAGAAUCUUCAGAAGUAUCUCCCAAAAGAGGCGUAUUUCCAGGAAGGGCUUUAUACGUUCGACGUCGGCCAAAACGAUCUCUACGUUGCAUUCUUCUCUAAAACAGAGGACCAAGUCAUAGCUUCCAUUCCUACAAUUCUUUCCGAAUUUCAGAACGGAAUCCAGAGAUUAUACAACGCGGGCGCGAGGAACUUCUGGAUCCACAACACGGGCCCAUUGGGCUGCCUGGCCCGAGUCAUAGCGAGCAACAAAAACGAAUCGGACGUCGAUCCGUUGGGCUGCCUGGCCUCGCGGAACAGAGCCGCCGUUGCUUUCAACACCCAGCUCCACCAGCUCUGCACCACCACCACCGCCGCCCAAUUACUCCCCGCCGGCGCCAACCUCACCUACGUCGACGUCUACGCCGUCAAACUCGACCUCAUCGCCAACCACUCCCGGUACGGCUUCAAGGAGCCGCUGGCGGCCUGCUGCGGCUACGGCGGGCCGCCGCUGAACUUCGACAGCAGGGUCGAUUGCGGAGUGACGAAGACUGUCGAUGGGAGCACGGUGACCGCAAAUCCAUGCGACGAUACGAGCGAGUAUGUGAAUUGGGAUGGAAUCCACUAUACCGAAGCGGCCAAUCGGUUUGUGUCCCAGCAGGUGUUGUCUGGGAAUUUCAGCGACCCGCCUCCAACCGUUUCAUUUGUUGCCGCCGCUGACAAAUCCAAGUUAUUCUGAGUGUGCAUUGUGGUUGCCUGCCGCCGUUAUUUACUAGGGAUUUUUUUGUAUGGGUUGUGAACUGUGAUGAGUCAAAACUAGAAAAUAAUUUAACGAGUAGAAGGUGAUAUAUGGAGUGAAUUUCUUUCACCAUCCAAAUAUCCACACGGGGUAUUGCGAAGGGACCCUGUUCGGUGCAAAGUGAUUUGUAAUUAUAAUAAAGUUAAAAUGAUUGUAUCAUUAUUAUUUUUUUUAAUGAUGAUUUGCAAUUGUUAU